CUGAGGGAGGAGGGGCUGGAACUUCCGGGUCUGAGGGAGGAGGGGCUGGGGCCUGGACUCCUGGGUCCUGGGGCAGCAGGAGGGGGCCUAGGACACAAACACCUGAGUACCAAGAGGGGAGGAAGCCAGGAAGUUGAGGCUUGUUCUGCCGGAGAGAGAAGAAAACGGUCCAGACCCCAGCAUGUGGGGAUACCUGUCCCUGCUGCCUGCCUUCCUGGCAUUCUGGGCUACUGCUGGCAUCUGGACCGUUUUUUCGCUUGCUGUGGCCAACAAGGCUGUGAACCUCACUGAAGGCUUCCCCUAUAUCAGUCGAUGUGGAAAUAGCCCCCCUCAGAGCUGCAUCUUCAGCCAGGUGCUCAACUUGGGAGCUGCUUUGGCCGCCUGGACCUGCAUUCUCCGUUACCACCAGCUUCGGGACUGGGGGGUCGGAAAGUGGCCUAACCAGCUGAUCCUGUGGACGGGGCUCCUCUGCACCUUGGGCACCUCCAUAGUGGGCAAUUUUCAGGAAAAGAACCAGCGGGCCACGCACCUGAUGGGGGCCUUCCUCGCCUUCUUUGUGGGAAUAUUCUACUUCUGGCUGCAGCUCCUUGUCUUCUGGAGGGUGAAGAGCCUGCCCCAGCCUGGGGCUCCCUGGAUCGGGCCACUCCGUCUGCUCCUCUGCAGCAUUUGCACCAUCCUCACGGUGGCCAUGGUCGUCCUCCACACCUGGUCACUGCGCUCAGCCUCUGCCGCCUGUGAAUGGGUCGUCGCCAUGCUGCUGUUCAUCCUCUUUGGCCUCUUUGCGGUGGACUUCUCCAGCCUGGACGGCUGCACCCUGUGUCUCCAGCCGGGCCCUGGCAGCCUGAGCCCCCCGCCGGCCUCCCCCAUCUCCCUGAAGGUCCAGCACUGAACACCUGGUCAGCGUAGCAUCUUCGCACCUCCUGUCCCUGCCAUCUGGUUCCGCCCCUGCAACCAAGGCCACCCAGGAAGUGAGAGGCCAAGGCCAGCCAGCCAUCCCUGAUCAAGGAUAUUUAUUAUUAUUAUUAUUAAUUUUUUUUUUUUUUUGCCGCUGGCGGAAUCAGAGACACGGACGCAGGCAGGAUCACGCGAAAUCAGAAUUCCUUCCAGAGAGCAAAUCCGUACAGAAGGUCGUGGGGAAGGGAGAAGACCAGGGGAGGGGGGCCCAGGAAGGGGGAGUUGGGGACACAAGGACAGAUGGCCCUGUCCGUCCGGAUCUGCUAAGCCACCCCAACCAGACCCCAUCCCUCCCCCACCCCACCCCACAGAGAGAUUGAUCAAUAAAUAAAAUAAUAAAUUAAUCAAUAAA
Aethalodelphis obliquidens (Pacific white-sided dolphin) is the source of this 1306-nucleotide messenger RNA. It is a transcript of the gene TMEM150B, whose product is annotated as transmembrane protein 150B. The record is from RefSeq and is a predicted model, not a curated record. Lineage: Eukaryota; Metazoa; Chordata; Mammalia; Artiodactyla; Delphinidae. Bases 182 to 889 code for a protein of 235 amino acids. The transcript is spliced from 7 exons. Gene Ontology annotation, cellular component: plasma membrane.